Molecule: messenger RNA, 450 nt
Organism: Oldenlandia corymbosa var. corymbosa
Lineage: Eukaryota; Viridiplantae; Streptophyta; Magnoliopsida; Gentianales; Rubiaceae
Source: the annotation of a GenBank genome assembly
AUGGGAAAGAAGACUGAAUUGCAGGUUGAAAUCAUUCAGGAAAACCCCCUGAUUGUUAAAGGUGUGGAUACGCAAGUCAUUGAGUCGCAGCCUGAGGAAACCCUAGCUUCGCGACUUGCAGAAACCCUAGAAGCGCGCGUUGGGGGAUCAACGUCAGGUUUGACAGCGAAGGAGAAGUGUGUUGUUCCUGUUGUAAUUGUGGAUAGUCCCCCUACUGAUUCUGGGCGUCAUCAUGUGGAGGAUACUGUCCAUACUGAUCCUGAGGCUCGAGUUGUUGAUGAUAUGCAAAUGGAGACCAAUGCGCAAGGGGUAGUUGGUCCUCCUUCGCAAUCAGCUCAACUUGUAGUCUUGCAGGAUAUAGAAGCACUGAAUGACCAUUCUAACCAUGUGAUCUGGAUAAAUCAGCUCCAGUUUCGCAAUCAAACAGUUUUGCGAUCCUUCAUGACGUAG